This is a messenger RNA of Colletotrichum spaethianum, 468 nucleotides long. Its product is annotated as Set1 complex component spp1. The record is from RefSeq and is a predicted model, not a curated record. Lineage: Eukaryota; Fungi; Ascomycota; Sordariomycetes; Glomerellales; Glomerellaceae. Bases 1 to 468 code for a protein of 155 amino acids. The transcript is spliced from 3 exons.
AUGUCCAACCCAAGCACAACAGAGCCAAACCCGCAGGAAACCGCAGCUCCGACGACAUCAGAGCCCACGAUGCCACCCGCGCCUGCGACUACGUCGGCCGAUGCCGUGAGCCGCGACAUUAUCAUGACUGAUGCCGCCGAGCCGUCAUCGUCUCCCGCCCCGAUCCCGCAGGCAGCUCCGAGCGCUCCCAGCCCUGCCCCCGGCCGAACAGGUACCCCCAGCCGCAACCUCAAUGGCGAGGCCAGCUCCCGCGCUGGUUCAGCUCACCCCGAUACUCAUCCCACGAACCUUCCUAAUCAGGCGGUCGAGCAUGGCGACCCUGCUCGGAUGUACAUAAACAGCCACGUGAGCGCCGUCCUGUUGGAGGGCAUGAAAAUCAUUGGAAAGAACAAGCCCAAGAAUCCUCUCAAGGUCCUGGGCGAGUUCCUCCUCGAGGAAUCUCGUAAGCGAGGCGAGCCGUCUGGUUGA